CGCACGCGCGCACACCACACCCAUCCCUCGUGACGUCACCCCCGUCCCGGCUCUCGCUCGGCGCCUCGAACUCUCGGCUCCAGAAAAUGCUGCUCUCCGUGCCCCCGAGGGCAGGACUCGCGCCCUACUGCGGCUUCGGCGGCCGGAGCAGUAAGAAGCAGGGCUAUGUGUCCAGCCAGCAAAUGCCCCCCCCCAGUCCCAGCACCACCAGCAGCGGCAACAGCAGCAGCAGUGGAGGGGCAGAGCAGCUGAGCAAAACCAACUUGUACAUUCGGGGCCUUCACCCGGGCACAAGCGACCAGGAUCUGGUGAAGCUUUGCCAGCCCUAUGGUAAGAUCGUCUCAACGAAAGCCAUUCUCGACAAAACGACCAACAAGUGCAAAGGCUACGGCUUUGUGGACUUCGACAGCCCCGGUGCCGCGCAGAAGGCCGUCAACGCCCUCAAGGCCAGCGGUGUGCAGGCACAGAUGGCCAAGCAACAGGAGCAGGACCCCACCAACCUGUACAUCUCCAACCUGCCCGUGUCGAUGGACGAGCAGGAGCUGGAAGGGAUGCUGAAGCCAUUUGGGCAGGUGAUCUCCACCCGUAUCCUCCGAGAUGCCAAUGGGACCAGUCGAGGGGUGGGUUUUGCCAGGAUGGAAUCAACCGAAAAAUGCGACGCCAUCAUCCAGCACUUUAACGGCAAAUACAUCAAGACGCCUCCGGGCGUGCCAGUUCCCAGUGAGCCUUUGCUUUGCAAGUUUGCAGAUGGCGGCCAGAAGAAGAGGCAGAACCCGAGCAGGUACUUGCAGAACGGGCGGCCGUGGCCUCGGGACGGAGAAACGGCAGGAAUGACUCUGACCUAUGACCCCACGCCAGCUUUACAGAAUGGGUUUUACUCCGCCUAUGGCAUUGCACCAAACCGGAUGAUUACACAGACAUCCAUGCCACCGUACCUUCACUCGCCAGUGUCAUCCUACCAGGUGCACGGCCCUUCCUGGAUGCAUCACCAGUCUUACCUCAUGCAGCCUGCUCAGGGCGCGGUGCUGACCCCUGCGCUUGACCACCACAUGUCUAUCCAGCCGGCCUCGCUGAUGGCCCCCCUAACGCAGCAGUUGAGCCACCUGUCAAUCAGCAGCGGUGGGACGUACCUGCCAGCCACCACAGCUAUGCAAGGGGCCUACAUCCCACAAUACACAGCGGUGCCUUCGUCGAGUGUGCCCGUCGAGGACAGCAGCGGGCAGCAGCCGCCAACACAGGCCUCCGUUGCUAUAGAAACAGCUUCCGAGCAUGGCGCCUAUUCUUACCAGCAUGGCAAGUGAAGCUAACUGGACGAAGGCCCUGGACGACAGAUGCGUGCGCAUUUUUUAUUUUUAACCUUUUUAUUUUUAUUUUUUUUUUUUUAUAUGUAAAAUAUGCAAACCUUUUUGACUUUUUUCGUAGCUGCGUUACAGCAAUUUUGUACAGAAUUCUCACCCUGGCAUUUUACGAGGUUCUAGAGGAAAACUAUUUUUUUUAUUCUUUUGAGAAGAAAACGUUAAAACACUAAAAUAACCAAAUCAGGGCUUAAAAGCAAUUGGUGAGAGCGCCAAAGGGGCGGAGAGGAGACAAUCAGUGGGCGGGGCCUCCACUGCUGCUUUGCUCAUUGGCUCCUGUUCACGUGAGACUCUUUAUUGUGCUUUUUGUUUGUUUGUUUGUUUUAAUAUUUAGGAGAGACGUUAAGACCCGCCCACAGGGUGGACACCAGGCUGCUGCCCGGCCCCUCCCACCCCACCCCGGUGCCCCUCCCUCCUCUUUAUUUAUACAGACACACCUCUGCCUGCAUUUUGAAAAGCUUUCGAUUCUGCAAUACGACACCCACGGCGCCAUGGCCGCCCCCAACCCAUAUUUAUAACCAAAGAUGCUGAAGCCAUCGAGCUCUGCGCUGCGCUCUGCUCUCUGACGGAGAAUCCAUACUUGGGCCAGCUGGACACGUGCUGGCCGCAUGAAGGACAUCGGCAACUUGAAACUGUGAACCGCUGACCAAGCCUGAUCUCCACGGGGACGGUGUAACCCCUCGUUUCACUUUGCUACUGCUGCUACGUCCGGGUGACAGGGGGCCUCGUCCGCGGCUGGUUGAGGUGACACACACACCCCAACCCCCACACCAUGAGUGGCCUUGGACACGCUGCCAGUGCUGCCGCGUGUGUUCAGGACUUCUGCCUGCUUUGUUUUUUUUUGUUCUUUUUUUCUUUGCUUUAAAUUUGUACAAAAUGUCAAAAAAGGAAAAUGUUUUAGUUUUGUACGGUUUUGUGUUUCAUAGACAGUCUGUUUUCUUUUGUCAAUUUUUUUUUUUUUUUGUAAUAAAACAAGAAGAAAA
Molecule: messenger RNA, 2338 nt
Organism: Polypterus senegalus (gray bichir)
Lineage: Eukaryota; Metazoa; Chordata; Cladistia; Polypteriformes; Polypteridae
Product: RNA-binding motif, single-stranded-interacting protein 2-like
Exons: 13
Coding region: 87-1301 (404 amino acids)
Cellular component (GO): nucleus; cytosol; ribonucleoprotein complex
Molecular function (GO): poly(U) RNA binding; mRNA 3'-UTR binding; poly(A) binding
Source: RefSeq, a predicted model, not a curated record